AUGAUGACUGCGACUCUGAACGGGACGUUCAACUCGGCCCCUGACACACCUUCCUCCGUCUAUCCCGAUCGUCUGAUUCGUCCUCUCCCUAAACGGACCCUGCGCUCCCGCCUGUCUACCGACGCUGCCGACACGAUUCUCUACCCGCCAACUCCCCCAGCAUCACAGAUCUUUUACGGAGUGUCUGGGGACUCAGAAGAGGCGGUGAACGACUCCAAGGUCUACGUUCAGCAGACUAUCGAGUCGGAUCGACACGAGCUAACCCCCGAGGCUGAUUCCCACCACGGCUUUGAGACAACCGUUGAGCUAGAAAGUGGAGAUGAAGACGCGCCAGUCGUAGUACGUCGCAGUGCAGGAUUUCGGGGUUCCUUGUCGCCGGUUUCUAGCCUACACCCAGGAUCUGGGAAAGGCGGUGUCUCAAAAUCAUCGGCGGGUCCUGACGGUUAUGACGCAUUCGAAAACACGAAUAAUAAGAAGAAGCGAAAAAUCCCCACGCCUGGCAACAUGCCUGGUCACCAUUCGGCCUUAUCACCGGAGUUUGCCAACAUGGGGUUGGCCAACCCCGCUCCAACAGUGGCCGGUGAUGGGAUGGGUCCUGGAACGUACUAUGGGAAUGGGAACCCAGCUUCUCCAUUGGCCAGUGGGAUCUCUGGCUCGGGCAGAGGACGUCUUGGGCGCAGUUCUCCCCGCAAUAGCAGCGGACGGAACCCGCUGUCUGCGAAUGCUCAGAACGCAUGGAUGAACACUCGGACCCCGAGUCGGCGGGAUGGGCUGAUGUCAUCCCCUGGGCCAUCUGGUGACUCAUCCGAUCAAGGAAUUAUUUCCACGGCCAUCGCAAAUGCCGCUACCCUCACCUCACCCACCCGAGGUCCUAGCAAUGUUAGCUUGCUGGAGCAGGAAAAUACUACGCCGACCAAGACACAAUUCACCUUCACAUGCGAGUCUGAUUCGUCCAAAGGCAUGGCUAUGCAGCGAAGUUCAUAUUCGGUCCCUCAUCGUUCGCCCACUUCCCCUCUUGCUGCUACCACUGGAAACUCUCGAGGGUUCUCCACACAAGGUACACAGACAAGCCCUAAUAUCAAUCAACAAAUACCACCCGGAUCGCAUGCACCCGUGUCAGAUCAGUCUCCUGUCACUCGCAAAAAGAAGCGAUCUCCCGGUAGCGUCUACGCUAUGGCUGCACGACAGCGAAAAAUUCAGCAGCAAUACACCAACAUUCAUCAUCCUCCAAGCUUGGAAGACAUUUGGAUUUGCGAAUUUUGUGAAUAUGAGAGCAUCUUUGGCCGCCCGCCUGAGGCACUGAUACGACAAUAUGAGAUCAAGGACCGGAAGGAGCGAAAGCGACUUGCUGAGAAGAAGCGUCUUUUGGAGAAGGCCAAGAUGAAGGGCCGCAAGACAAAGAAGGCAUCAAAGAAUGCGGCAAAGAAUGCCUCAGGCCACCAAAGCUACGACCGCGCCUCGGUCGAUCACUCCUCUGCGACUGGAUCGGGGCUUCAUGAUGACGAUUACCUGGGUCAUGAGUAUGACGAGGAACCAGAGCUCCCGACACCUAAUCCUGAAUCACCCACCGAAUUGAAACCCCCUCUGCCGCCUGGCAAUCACCCCAAGUUAGCAACAGCGGGGGCUGCCAAGGGUCCUGCAGACGCCGGAACCAUGCGGCCACCUUGA
This is a messenger RNA of Penicillium longicatenatum, 1668 nucleotides long. RefSeq lists its product as uncharacterized. Bases 1 to 1668 code for a protein of 555 amino acids. The transcript is spliced from 3 exons. Lineage: Eukaryota; Fungi; Ascomycota; Eurotiomycetes; Eurotiales; Aspergillaceae. The record is from RefSeq and is a predicted model, not a curated record.